UUGCUAUUCAACCCUAUUGCCCUCUAAAAGCCUAUUGAUCCUUCGGCGAGAUCCAACUGACUGAUCUGGAUAUUUAUAAGUGGAAUACACUGGUGGUGUUCUUUGUUAAACUGUGGAAAUUUACAGAUUGAAAAUUUGAGCUUUAUCAACAUGUCAAAUCAUAGUAUUAGCUCGGAAAUCGACCCCCUAAUUCCCGAAUCCCAUUCUAAUUAUGAUUCAGUAGAUGAUGGUCAACCUUUCCAUACCAAAGACCGUGAUGUUGCACAGCUAAAUCCAGAUUAUGCAGCCAAUAUUGGGCAUGCUGCUACCGAUUUCUAUGAAGCGGUGAUCGAAGAGGAACAUCAGGAUUCAAAUAUAGAACAAGAUGAAGAUGUGGUUUGGCUCCAAGAACAACGGAGUAUGAAUAAGACAAUGCAUUGGUUCAAAAGACCAUCAAUAUUUAUGGUGGGAGUAUUAGUGUUCUCUGCUGCGUUUGCAAGCGGGAGCGGUGAAUCAACAAGACAAAUGUUGUCGUUGAAAUUGGCUUGUAAUUAUUUGGCUCGUUCAAACCCAAAUGGACACUGUGAUCCGAGAAAUGCACAAGUUUUGGUUUCAAAUUUACAAAUGUUCUAUAGUAUAUUUGGUGGGUUAACAAUGAUGUUUGCCUCUGGUAAAAUCUCACCUCUUUCUGAUAUAUACGGUCGAAGAUUGUUUUUAAGACUAUCAAUACUUGCAUUACUUCUUGCUAGGUUUUCAAGAUUUCUCUUAAUGUUCAACUUUCCUUAUUUGAGGUUUAAUUUGAUGGUUUUGACAGAAGUUUUGGGGAAUUUAUGCGGAGGGUUGAUCACUUUGAUCUCAAUUACAAAUUGUUAUAUUAGUGAUGUUGUCGAACCCCAUCAGAGAAUUUACUGUUUAGGUUUGAAUAUUGCGUUUUUAUUCAUUGGCUACUCAACUGGACCAUUAGUUGGAAAUUUCUUGCUCAAACUUGCUGAUUUAUAUCGUCCGGGGAAACAGCAUCAAGGCUCAACCCAAUCUUUGUUUGAAACUGAUCUUUCAAUCAAUAGAAAUGAGUUUGUCCCAUUACAAUUCGAAAUAUUUAUAUUUGUAUUAGCUGCUUUAUUCACAUUAUUCAUAUUACCAGAAUCAAGAUCUUCUAAAGCGAGAAGAAAGUCAAGAACUUUAUCAAGAUCACUGUCAAGAUCGCUGAUCAAUGCUUCUGCUUCCCAAGAAUCAAAUUCAAUGGGUACUUACCUUUGGUCAUUCUUGAACACCAUCAACUUUUUAAAACCUAUCCGUCUACUUUUCUACCCUUCAGGAGUUGUCAAUCCUAGUAACUACCAUCGUAUUAACCGAGACCGCACAGUCGUGAUUAUUCUCUCAUUCUGCGAGUGUUUUCUAACCGGCCUUGGUAUAACAUUACAGGAAAUUAAUAUACUAUAUGGUGUUUAUGUAUUUGGCUGGACUUCCAAAGACAUUGGCCACUUAUUGGCAAUCGCAUGUGCAACAAGGGCUUUCACUUUGAUGAUAUUAUCUCCAAUAAUCACCCGUCGCUUCUUACAAGGAUAUAUGGGAUUUAGAACUCUCAAAAAUCAAUUUGAUAUGAUCGAUUUCACGAUGGCAUUCUGCGCUUUCAUUUUGGAAGCUAUCGGCUUGACUUGCAUGGCCAUGGCCCCACAGACCAGGUUCUUCUUUGGCUCUCUACUUUUCACAAGUUUUGGUGCAUUGGCAAGCCCGGCCUUGAACUCCUCAACCAUCAAGUUCUAUCCAGAAUCAAAAAUUGGUGAGGUUUUUGGAGGUUUAUCUUUACUCAAGAAUGUGUUUGCUCUUCUAGGCCCCACUGUAUUUUUAACCAUCUACAAGAAAUCGGUUCUCAGUUGGAAUAUCCCCUAUGUUUCCUUCUUGGUUGGUGCAAGUCUAAUGACACUAAUGGCAAUUCUUCUAGUCUUUGCUAAACGAUUACUUCGUCUAGACAAGAACCUGGACCCAAUGAUAUUGACAAGAAGUAACUCUGUGGCUUCUUUACAAUCCCUCAUGGACGGCAGUCCAACAACUCAAAGCAAUGAUACCAAUAGACCCAAAAUAAAAGGAUCACGAUCCGGUUCUUUCUCAAAGUCUCCAGCUAAUAAUACUGCUCAUGCGAAAUCCGUCCGCAGAUCGAGCAGUUUCAACCAAACCGGAUUCAGUCGAUAGUCUUAACUUUGUAAGCUUAAGUUUUAUUCUAUAAAAUCAAUACUUC
Hyphopichia burtonii NRRL Y-1933 is the source of this 2215-nucleotide messenger RNA. Its product is annotated as MFS general substrate transporter. Gene Ontology annotation, molecular function: transmembrane transporter activity. Bases 151 to 2169 code for a protein of 672 amino acids. The transcript has a single exon. Gene Ontology annotation, biological process: transmembrane transport. Lineage: Eukaryota; Fungi; Ascomycota; Pichiomycetes; Serinales; Debaryomycetaceae. The record is from RefSeq and is a predicted model, not a curated record. Gene Ontology annotation, cellular component: membrane.